CUCAAGGUUUGCAUGCUGGCGCGCGUGGGUAAAACACUUGCAGUUCGCAUGUCAGCUGUGGCAAGAAACUUAAUUAAACCUCGACUAUGCCGUGAUAGUACUCGAAUUGUUUUCGUUUUUUGUCACACGUUUUUAAACAAGUGGUAUUUCCUCUAGGAUUUCCUAUUUGUAUUCUUCUUUCAGUAUGGUCUUAAACGCAAAAACAUGGAAUGUAUAUCUGUGUGGAAACUAACGUGGGGUUUAAAUCUCACGGCUGUUUUGCUUUCCAUCGUUCGGGAGUGCUGCCUACAGGAUACUGCAGCAAGUCUUUGAAAGGAUAUUUGCCCUUAAAAUAUACUUUACUAUUGAGUUUCUUUUUUCAGUCAGUUUUGGAGGACAGAAUACACAUUUUUACUACAGUUUUGGCGAGAUAAUACAUUGCUGAAAAUGGAGACUGUCAUUGAAAGAGAAUGCAGUGCGCUCGGAGGACUUUUUCAAACAGUGAUAGGCGACAUGAAGAGCAGUUACCCAGUGUGGGAUGACUUCAUCAGCAAGGCCGGGAAGCUACAAUCACAGCUCAGGACGACAGUUGUCGCGGUAGCCGCCUUCCUGGACGCCUUUCAGAAAGUGGCUGAUCUGGCAACCGGCAGCAGAGGUGGCACCAGAGACAUCGGUUCAGCCCUCACCAGGAUGUGUAUGAGGCACCGGAGCAUCGAGGCCAAGCUCAGGCAGUUUUCCAUGGUUUUCAUCGACUGCCUGAUUAACCCUCUGCAAGACCAGAUGGAGGAGUGGAAGAGAGUGGCCAACACGCUGGACAAGGACCACGCCAAAGAGUACAAGAAAGCCCGUCAGGAGAUCAAAAAGAAAUCCUCCGACACUCUCAAGCUGCAGAAGAAGGCUAAGAAAGGCCGGGGGGACAUCCAGCCCCAGCUGGACAAUGCCAUGCAGGACAUCAGUGAUAAGUACCUGCUUCUGGAGGAGACAGAGAAGCAGGCAGUCAGGAAGGCCCUGGUGGAGGAGCGGAGCCGCUUCUGCACCUUAGUCUCCAUGCUGAGGCCCGUCGUGGAAGAGGAGAUGUCCAUGUUGGGGGAGAUCACUCACCUGCAGACCCUCACUGACGACCUGAAGGCUCUGACCAUGGACCCCCACAAGCUGCCCCCCGCCAGCGAGCAGGUCAUUCUGGACCUGAAGGGAUCUGAGAGCAGCUGGUCCUACCAGACCCCUCCUUCCUCCCCCAGCACCACAGCAUCCAGGAAGUCCAGCAUGUGCAGUAGUCUGAACAGCGUCAACAGCAGCGACUCUCGCUCCAGCGGCUCUCACUGCCACUCCCCCACCUCCCACUACCGCUACCGGAGCUCCGCCCUCCCUCAGCAAGGCCCCGCCCGCCUUUCUAGUGUCUCUUCCCACGACUCCGGCUUCAUUUCCCAGGAUGCCUACCAGUCCAAGUCGCCCUCGCCCAUGCCCCCUGACACCCACCCACAGACCUCUACCUCUUCAUCCUCGGCCAUCUCUGAGACUUGCCAGCCUGUCAGUGAGGGCAGCUCCUCCUCGUCCUCCUCUUCCUCACCUGCCUCCUCUAAGGAGACCUGCUCCAGCACUAGGGUGGAACAGGACUGGGCCAAGCCAGGGCCCUACGACCAGCCCAUGGUGAACACCUUGAGGAGGACCAAGGAGAAGAGGGAGACUCCAGAUCCCAGCAGCCCCCAGGCCACCACACCAGGGGAUGAGCCCCAGAGAGCCAGGGGCACCAAUGCAGUUAUACAACGGGAGGAGGCGGAGGUCCAUGAGGAGCUGGCCCUGGCUCUGGCCCGCGGGUUGCAGCUGGAUAUCCAGCGCUCCAGCAGGGACUCCCUGCAGUGCUCCAGUGGCUACAGCACCCAGAACACCACACCCUGCUGCUCUGAGGACACCAUCCCCUCACAAGUGUCCGACUACGACUACUUCUCCGUGAGUGGUGACCAGGAGACAGACCAGCCCGACUUCGACAAGUCCUCCACCAUCCCCCGCAACAGUGACAUCAGCCAGUCCUACCGCCGCAUGUUCCAUGCCAAGCGGCCGGCCUCCACAGCGGGCAUCCCCACCACGGCCCCCUCCCCCGCCAGCAUUGUCACCCCCGGGGUGGCCACCAUCCGCCGCACGCCCUCCUCCAAGCCCAACCUGCGCCGGCCCUCCGGAAGCUUGGGUCUGGGCCCCAUCCCUGUCAAGCCCCCCAUGAUCCCCGUCAAGACGCCCACUGUGCCCGAGCACCCCGGGGUGUUCUUCAGAGGAGAGAGUGAGGGAGGGGGACCACUGAGCCCCCGGAGCCCACUCUCUUCAGCGGGUGACAACGGGUUGUUGGUGUCUCCCAAGGCAACUUGGGACACUCAGGCCCCCUCCGAUCCUCCCACUUCCCCACCUCAGUCUGGUAGUAGGCUGUCGGAGUGGGACCGCGAGGCCCUGCCAGAGGUUCAGGAGGAGGAGCCCGGGUGCGGCGAGGGGGAAGACGUGCUCUUGGCCAUACGGCGAGGGGUCAAGCUGAAGAAGACGGCAUCCAAUGACCGGUCGGCGCCGCGAAUAGUGUGAGAUGCUUCGCUUUGUGUGCAAUGUCCACUGCCCCUCAAUGUAGCAGAUUGAAUCACAUACAGUAUCUGCGUCUUCACCCAUAGGUUUAAGAAAAGUGUGGGAGUCUCGAUGCGGGAAAGUUGGGGAGGAGGGAAACGGAGCGACAACUGCUUUGACUAUUUUCAAAUGACGGAAAAUAUAUAAUCUUUUAUUUGUAUGUACAUAUUUAUAUUUUGAUGCGUUUGUAUGUUUCGUGUUCAAUGCUCCUCUUCGUACUUUCACGUUUUACCCGUCCAUGAAAGGUGCCAAAAGACUUAGAUCUGAGUUAACUUAAAUGACUUUAUUUUACUGAAUACGAUUCAUCUUUUCUGUGAAUCCACAGCAACAAAACAAAAAAAAGAUUGGAGGGAGAAAGAUAUAGAAGGUAAGACUGUGUGGAGAAGAGGGGUACAUAGGGAAAUAACCACAAAGGAGAGCAACAUUUUACUUUCCUGUAAUAGCCAGUGUUUUAUCAAUUUUUUUCUUUUGCCAUUGAGAAAUAAAUCCAAUUGCAUGUUCUACCCCAAAUAAUUGCAACCCUAAUAAACUAGACCGCCAGAAGAUUCAGAGCGAGAAUAAAUACAACCCACUGUCAAUAGGAAGCUUCUUGGUCAGCAAAUAAGGACGCAAAGACUUGCCACACUAACAAUUCUUAACAAUCGAAGGAGUGGUUGUCAAUGGGUGUCACAUCAUUUGUCAAUAGUAAAAUAUGUUGCAAAGGGGUUCUACCUUGAAUGCAACUCUGGUGUCAGUGGAAGCACUCAUUGAUUGGUGGCUAUAGGAUAGGCUUAUUUACUUUCCUGUUUUUCUCUAGAAUUAGAGCCCGAGAGUUUCCAUUACGCUUGAGACUGAUCAUUUAUUUCAAUGCAAGUGAUGCUGUGCUAAAUGGCAUACAAAGGAUUCAUACGCAAAUAUAACUGGAAAACGUAACAAGUGCUUGUCCUGCUGUGAAAAUACUAGUAGACUCUGUGAAAGAUAGUGGUGAUCACUGGCAACUAGAAGUCAUUCGAAAACAUGGAAAACAAACUAAUAGUAUUAGAAUAUGUAAAGAAAAAAAUAUUAAAAAGUGAAAGGUAACAGUAGAGUUUGUUAGCUUGUGUUAAGCACCGUGAACUGAAGACAGAAUUCACUAUUGCAACUACCUAAAGUAUUUCACAAAAUAACAUGGCCUAAUAUGUGUAGAUAUUCUAAACAUUGUCAUAUCUUCCACUAUAAUUUUUCAUGAACGCCAUACCUUAGUUUGUGGUGUUGUAGACCAGCUUCACUGUCAAACACACAGCCCGUUAAAUGAGAUCGAGUAAUGCAUGUUUUUUAUUAUUUUUUACUCAAACGUGUUGAAGCUCAUUUUUAUACUGAACCUAUUUAUCACAAUACAUUUCCCCCAUUUGAGAGCAGUUUGACUUUCUGCAUAGUGACUGCAGCCGGAUUCUUUUUCCAUUCAAGACAGGUAAGGCAGGGGAACUAAAAGUGUGGCCGAUGCAACGACAUGCAUAUGAAGCUGAAAAUCCUGUAUGGCUCACAACUCAAUUAUUCUAUACAAAUGGUCUGAUAUUGUCCAUGUAAAACUUAGCUGUAAUAUACUGUAGUAUUUUUUUCGAAAGUACAUCCGUUGGUGUAAAGAUACGUUGCUAAAUCUAAUGUAUGCUAAAUGGUUAGAAGUAAUCAAAGUUAAACUCACACCUUGCAAAUACGAGUUUUUGUCCCAAUAGUCUGCAAUAGUUUCCUUCUCUCAUUUCCUUUUCUUCAUGGUCAGAUUCAAGAGGACUUAGCCUACUUAUAUGUGACAGGUAAAAGUAAUAUGAUGUAAACAUAAUGUUAAUCUAAUGUGUUAAUCUUGAAGUUCACGGACAUGAGGGAAAAGAGGCAAGGAAAUGAAGGAGCACUGGGACGCAGAUUGUGGUCUAGAUUGACACACACUAGUACUUUAGCCUUGUGAGUCAGUUGCUGAUGACCUAGAGACAUGUUUUGGACAGAGUUUACCUCUUUCUGUACCACUGACGUUGUCGAAGAUAAUUAUUGUUCAGUUCCGGAAUUCUGUCUCCUAUUUUCUAUGUAACAGUUGUUUCAGCUAAAAAUAAAGAUGUAGCAGAAUGUGCGUCUGUUGAAAAAA
Molecule: messenger RNA, 4669 nt
Organism: Oncorhynchus masou masou (cherry salmon)
Lineage: Eukaryota; Metazoa; Chordata; Actinopteri; Salmoniformes; Salmonidae
Product: protein MTSS 1-like
Exons: 14
Coding region: 427-2541 (704 amino acids)
Biological process (GO): positive regulation of actin filament bundle assembly; plasma membrane organization; adherens junction maintenance
Cellular component (GO): actin cytoskeleton; cytoplasmic side of plasma membrane
Molecular function (GO): actin binding; phospholipid binding
Source: RefSeq, a predicted model, not a curated record